AUGAGGAAACCUUGUUGUGAUCAUAAUAAGCAUGAUAUGAAUAAGGGAGCUUGGUCUAAGGAAGAAGAUCGAAAGCUUAUAAACUAUGUUAUCUCUCAUGGUGAAGGUUGCUGGGCUACCAUCCCUCAGGCUGCAGGCCUGCUUCGAUGCAGCAAGAGCUGUAGGAAAAGAUGGUUAAACUACCUUAAGAGAGGAAACUUUGCUGAAGAUGAACAAGAUCUAAUAAUCCGGCUCCAUGCCCUACUUGGCAACAGAUGGUCACUGAUAGCUGGGAGACUACCAGGGCGUACAGCUAAUGAAAUCAAGAACUAUUGGAACUCACACUUGAAGAAAAAACUUGAGAAUAUGGGGAUUGAUCCUAAUAAUCAUCGCAUACCUCAGGGUAUCUCCUUCCUCCAGGGAACUAAAUCGGAAGCUGAAAUUGAGCAACUACACUCAUCAGAUAUCAAUUCUGGAAGCAAUUGUGAUCAAGAAAGUAGUUCUAGUACUCGACCUGCAGAUAAUCUCACAAUGGAAACUUCUUUUCCCACUCAUCUACCUAAACAAUGA
Cynara cardunculus var. scolymus (artichoke) is the source of this 549-nucleotide messenger RNA. Its product is annotated as transcription repressor MYB4-like. The record is from RefSeq and is a predicted model, not a curated record. The coding region runs from base 1 to 549 and encodes 182 amino acids. Lineage: Eukaryota; Viridiplantae; Streptophyta; Magnoliopsida; Asterales; Asteraceae. The transcript is spliced from 3 exons.